Pipistrellus kuhlii (Kuhl's pipistrelle) is the source of this 7559-nucleotide messenger RNA. RefSeq names its product KIAA1217 ortholog. Gene Ontology annotation, cellular component: cytoplasm. The record is from RefSeq and is a predicted model, not a curated record. Lineage: Eukaryota; Metazoa; Chordata; Mammalia; Chiroptera; Vespertilionidae.
GGGGGCGCGGGCGGGGGGCGCAGCCCCGGGCGCUCAGGGACUGUCCGCGGGCGGGGGCGCGGGCGGGGGGCGCAGCUCCGAGGCCCGGCGCUGGAAUGCACUUUUCUCCAGCCCCAGAGACUGUGCACGGGAGUGGAGAAUAGUUUGGGGUGGGGUUUCGCACCGUCUCCUCCCCCCGCCCCCUCUCCAGCCCGGAUCCCCUUCCAGGCGCGUUCGGAGAGCUCUCAGACCUGCGCCGGGAAGUUUGGAGAGCGGGGGGAGUCGUGCUGGGGGCUGGGACAAUGGAAGAACGAGAAAGCCGGGAAGGCGAGCCGAGCCCUCCUCGCUCAGCGGACGGCAGGCACACGCGGGAACAAGGAAAAAGCAAUCUGCAUGUAACGUCAUUAGAAGAUGCAGAAUGCCGGAGAACCAAGGAACGCCUUUCUAAUGGGAACAGUCGAGUGUCAGUUUCCAAGGCUUCCCGAAAUAUCCCAAGGAGACACACCCUAGGUGGGCCCCGAAGUUCCAAAGAAAUACUGGGAAUGCAAACAUCUGAGAUGGAUAGGAAGAGAGAAGCUUUCCUGGAACAUCUCAAGCAGAAAUACCCCCAUCAUGCCACAGCAAUCAUGGGCCACCAGGAGAGGCUGAGAGACCAGGCCUUGCAGUGCAUGCUGAUCUCUCUCCAGGCAGAACUUGACAUUCAAAGGUACUUGAUGAAAAUUGAAUCAUCUCAGCGAACAAGAAGCCCCAAACUGUCUCACAGUCCUCAGCCUCCCAGCCUGGGCGACCCGGUGGAGCAUUUAUCCGAGACUUCCGCUGACUCCCUGGAAGCCAUGUCUGAGAGCGAAGCCCCAAGUCCUUUCUCCAGAGGCAGCCGAACCAGAGCGAGCCUUCCGGUGGUGAGAUCGACCAACCAGACGAAAGAAAGAUCUCUGGGGGUUCUCUAUCUCCAGUAUGGAGACGAAACCAAGCAGCUCAGGAUGCCCAACGAGAUCACAAGCGCAGACACGAUCCGGGCCCUCUUCGUAAGUGCCUUCCCUCAGCAGCUCACCAUGAAAAUGCUGGAGUCGCCCAGUGUCGCCAUUUACAUCAAAGACGAAAGCAGAAACAUCUAUUACGAAUUAAAUGAUGUAAGGAACAUUCAGGACAGAUCGCUCCUCAAAGUGUACAACAAGGAUCCUGCACACGCAUUCAAUCACAUGCCAAAAACUGUGAACGGAGACAUGAGGAUGCAGAGAGAACUUGUUUAUGCAAGAGGAGACGGCCCUGCGGCCUCUCGACCAGGGUCCGCAGCUCACCCAGCUCAUGCCAUUCCAAACUCUCCGCCCUCCACUCCCGUGCCCCACUCCAUGCCUCCUUCCCCGUCCAGAAUCCCGUACGGGGGCGGCCGCCCCAUGAUGAUCCCGGGCAACGCCACCAUCCCCAGGGACCGACUCUCCAGCCUGCCCGUGUCCAGGUCCAUCUCGCCCAGCCCGAGCGCCAUCCUGGAGAGAAGGGACGUCAAGCCCGAUGAAGACAUGAGCGGCAAGAGCAUCGCGAUGUACCGCAACGAGGGUUUCUAUGCGGAUCCUUACCUGUACCACGAGGGGCGCAUGAGCAUCGCCUCCUCCCACGGCGGCGGCGCGCACCCGCUGGACGUGCCGGACCACAUCAUCGCCUACCACCGCACCGCCAUCCGCUCGGCCAGCGCCUACUGCAGCCCGGCCCUGCAGGCGGAGAUGCACCUGGAGCAGCAGUCCCUGUACCGACAGAAGUCCAGGAAGUAUCCGGACAGCCACUUACCCACGCUGGGCUCCAAGACGCCGCCCGCCUCUCCGCACCGUGUGCCCGACCUGCGGAUGGUGGACAUGCACGCGCAUCACAACGCGCACGGGCCGCCCCACACUCUGCAGCCCGAGCGGGCCUCGCCCAGCCGCCAGCCCUUCAAGAAGGAGCCGGGCACCCUGGUGUACAUUGAAAAGCCCCGGACCACGCCCGGGCUCUCCGGCCUCGUGGACCUGGGCCCUCCGCUAGUGGAGAAGCAGAUGUUUGCUUACAGCACCGCUACGAUCCCCAAAGACAGAGAGACCAGCGAGAAGAUGAUGAAAACAUCAGCUACUAAGACCCUCACAGAUAGUGCAGGAACUCCCCAUGUUUCUGGCGGGAAGACACUCGGUGCCCUGGAGUCCCUGGGGCCACCCAGCCAGCCUCUGGCCGCUGGCACCUCGGCCCUGCACCUGAGCCUGCUCGACAUGAAGCGGAAUGUGGCCGAGCUCCGGCUCCAGCUGCAGCAGAUGCGACAGCUCCAGCUGCAGAACCAGGAGCUGCUGAGGGCCAUGAUGAAGAAGGCUGAGCUGGAAAUCAGCGGCAGGGUGAGUGAAAUGAUGAAGAGGCUGGAGGACCCUGUGCAGCGCCAGCGCGUGCUGGUGGAGCAAGAGAGACAGAAGUACCUGCAUGAAGAGGAGAAGAUCGUCAAGAAGUUAUGUGAGCUGGAGGACCUGGUGAAAGACCUGAAGAAGGACUCUGCAUCAGCCAGCCGAAUGGUCACCUUAAAAGACGUGGAAGAUGGGGCGUUCCUCCUGCGACAAGUGGGGGAAGCGGUAGCUUCCCUGAAAGGAGAGUUCCCGACCUUACAGAACAAGAUGCGAGCCAUCCUGCGGGUGGAGGUGGAGGCCGUGCGCUUCCUGAAGGAGGAGCCGCACCGGCUGGACUGCCUCCUGCAGAGAGUGCGGAGCAUGACCGACACCCUGACCCUGCUGCGGAGACAUGUCACCGAUGGGCUCUUGAAAGGGACAGAUGCAGCCGAGGCCGCACAGUAUGUGGCCAUGGAGAAGGCCACCGCCGCAGAAGUCCUGGCGUCCCAGCCCCUCCACGGCGCAGCAGUCCCUCGAGACGUGAAGUCGGAAGUGGUGCCCUUGACGGUUCACCAUGUACAGAGCUCUCCUGUGGUCACCCAGCCCUCCCAGCUCUCCUCCGCCCCACCCAACCCUGCCCAGCACCCGACCAGCCCUUCGGCUGUCACACAGGAAGUGGCCUCAGCUUCCCAGUCAUCACAGGCAACUCAGUCCCCGCAGGCGCCCAUGAAUGGCUCCUCCAUGCAGAACUUGUUCAUUGAGGAAAUCCACAGUGUGAGUGCCAGGAACAGGGCGGUGUCUAUUGAGCAAGCAGAAAGGAAGUGGGAAGAGAAAAGACAAAACCUGGACCACUAUAAUGGGAAGGAGUUUGAGAAGCUCCUGGAAGAAGCUCAGGCCAAUAUCAUGAAGUCAAUUCCAAACCUAGAGAUGCCCCUGAAGCCCAAGGGUGACGCCCCCGGAGACAGGCUGGAGCUCUCCGAAGACUCUCCAAGCUCCGAGCAGGACUUGGACAGGUUGGGGGGCAGGUCCCCACCUCCUCCUCCCCCGCCCCCGAGACGGAGCUAUCUGCCAGGAUCCGGGCUCACCACCACCAGGACUGGCGAAGUGGUCUACCCCAGCAGGAAGGAGAACACCAUCACUAAGGUAAGCAGUGAAGAUGCCGGACCAAGCCUGCAGGCUAGAGCCACAAAGUGCCCAGCAGAGGAGCCUGCUUCAUCAUGGACUCCAUCCCCAACACCAGUCACUACCUGCUCCUCAAAGGACGAGGAAGAGGAAGAAGAAGGAGACAAAAUCAUGGCAGAACUCCAGGCAUUCCAGAAGUGUUCCUUUAUGGAUGUAAAUUCAAACAGUCACGCUGAGCAGUCCCGGGCUGACAGUCACGCUAAAGACACUAGGCCGGGGGCCACAGUCUCACCCAAGGAGAAGAAGAAUUUGGAAUUUUUCCACGAAGACGUACGGAAAUCUGAUGUUGAAUAUGAAAAUGGCCCCCAAAUGGAAUCCCAAAAGGUCACCUCGGGGGCUCCUACACCUAGUGACCACCCUAAGUGGGAAAGAGGAGUGGAGAAUAGUAUUUCUCAAGAACAUCAGAAUAUAAAACUGACAUCAAGAACAUCAGAUAUUCUUGAUGCCUCAAGAACAUCCGAAUAUAAAACUGACAUCUUAAUGAAGGAAAAUUCCAUACCCAAUAAGAGUUUACUUAGAGACAGUAGAAACUAUUCCCAGAAAAAUGUGGCUAAGGUCAGUUCCAAUUUCCCUGGCACCAAUUUGUUAGGAGAUGAAAUAAGCAAAGGGCCUAAAACCUCAGGGCUGCAGGGCCCUCCAUCUGACCCUGAGAACCAGAAGAUGAAUUAUGGGAAGACAAAAGAGAUGGCUCAACAAGGUCAAGAAAAUGCGGAUAGAUGUCACUUCCUCUCGCCCACUAGGUCUACUGAAUUGAGUAUUUGUGAUGUCCAAACUCAAGAUCAAGAGGUUCCUGUGACAGAGUUCGGCCAAGUCGUGCUAAGACCCAAGGGGGGUUGGCAUGCGAAUAACGGAAAGCCUAAUGAGGACAGAGAAUCAACCCCGAGUUCUCCCACCGAGGAAAGUGGGCCCACAGACAACAUCGCCUUCAUGAUCACCAGGACUGCGGUCCAGGUUCUCUCCAGCGGGGAGGUCCGCGAGAUAGUGAGCAAGAAGGGAGAAGAUGUGCAGACAGUGAACAUUGAUGCCAAAAAAGAGAUGACUUCCCAACAAGAAGGGACUGAAAAUGAAGAGCCAGUCGUGUGCCUAGACAAGAAACCAGUCAUCAUCAUUUUUGACGAACCCAUGGACAUCCGAUCUGCGUAUAAGAGACUUUCAACCAUAUUUGAGGAGUGCGAUGAGGAAUUAGAGAGAAUGAUGACAGAGGAAAAGAUAGAAGAGGAGGAAGAGGAGGAAAAUGGAGAUGCUGUGGUCCAGAAUGACACUUCCCAAAAGUUCCAUAAGGCCGUGUCAGGCCCCGGCUCAGGACUACAGGCCGAGAGCCGGUUGCAGCCACGCUCCCUCUCUGGAGACACCGGAGUGUCAGGAGGACAGGGAGUGAAUAAGGCCGAGCUGGCCACGAGCGGCGGAGCAGACUCUCCAGGUUCAGAAAGCAAGUGUGAUGGGGCAUACGACCAGUCAGAGAGUCCCAAGAAAAAGUUCAAGUUCAAAUUCCCUAAAAAGCAACUCGCCGCCCUCACGCAGGCAAUCCGCACAGGAACCAAGACGGGGAAGAAGACCUUGCAGGUAGUGGUCUACGAAGAGGAGGAAGAGGACGGCACUCUGAAGCAGCACAAAGAAGCCAAGCGGUUUGAAAUCCCUCAGUCUUCUCCGCCCGAAGACGCCCCCCAACACAAGCUCCGGAGACAAGGGCAGCCCGGGCUGGAGAGCACGUCCUCCCUCUCCAGGACAGACGAGAUCAGGAAUAACACCUACAGGACCCUGGACAGCCUGGAGCAGACCAUCAAGCAGCUGGAAAACACCAUCAGUGAAAUGAGUCCGAAAGCCCUCACGGACACCUCGUGUUCUCCUGGCAGAGAUUCUGCUGCAAGCUCAUCCCACAUAGCCCGGGAGGCCUCCUCUCCCCGAGCCUUGCUAGUCCUGGAAGAACCUCCCACUGCCCUAGAGCCCCCCUCAUCCAUCCCUUCAGCUUCACGUAAGGCCCCCAGUGGGACCCCGCAGACCAGCAGGAUGCCCGUGCCCAUGAGCAACAAGAGUAGACCCGGCAGCCUGGACAAGCCCGGCAAGCAGACCAAACUGCAGGAUCCCCGCCAAUACCGUCAGGCUAAUGGAAGUGCUAAGAAAGCUGGUGGGGACUGUAAGCCUGCUUUCCCCUCCUUACCUGCCUCUAAGAUUCCAGCCCUUUCUCCCAGCUCUGGGAAAAGCGGCUCUCUGCCCUCUUCUAGCGGUGACAGCUCUAACCUCCCUAACCCAGCUGCUUCUAAACCACUGGUUACUUCUAACCCUCUCAGCCCCCAAACAGGACGAUCCGCCUCCUCCGCCUCCCUCAUCCCCUCUGUCUCUAAUGGCUCCUUGAAGUUUCAGAGCCCCACUCACACAGGUAAAGGUCACCAUCUUUCAUUCUCACUGCAGACUCCCAGGCCGAGCAGCCCCACCCUCCUGCUCCUCCUCCCCCCCCUCCCCCGCCUCCCCCACUUCACUGAACCAAGGUGCCCGGAGCAUCAGGACCAUCCAUACCCCCAGCCUCACCAGCUACAAGGCACAGAACGGAAGCUCCAGCAAAGCCACCCCGUCCACAGCAAAGGAAACCUCUUAAAGGCCACAUCCUAUAGGCACAAGCUGGAGUCACAUUUAAAAAUUUAGGGGGGAAAUUGUAUCAGUCUUCUAACAACUGUUUUCAUAAGAGAAUGUAACAUAUUGCUGUGCUGUUUGGGGAUGAGUAGAUUUCAGUAAAGCUUGUUGGGUUUGGUUUUGUCUUUUUAGUUGUUGCUCUUGUAAUUACAUAGUGUUAACUGUCUGUAUUCAACACCUGUUAAAUGAAGCAAGCACGUGUUACAGGAAGAGAGUAUGGCGAGAGAGAAGGGUGUAUGUGAGACAGGAAAAGAAAAAUGUAUUCAGCAUGUAAAACAUGUAUGAUUCCAGAAUUUUAGUAUGUUUUGUAUAAAAAUAUUUUUCAUUACGGAGACUAGAAGUGAACAGAGAAAUACUCAAGUGUGACUAUACAAAUUGUAAAAGAGAUACUACAAUAUUUCCUUUUAUUUUAGUGUUAUUUAGCUUUAUUACAGAUUUCUAUUUUUGUCAAAACUCCAUGGUUCCUUUCAAGAUCUUUUUUGCCAAAAACAUUUUGAUACUAGAGCAUUGUACAUUUGAAAGUAGUGUCUAGACAACAGGCCAACCCAGGGUCAUAUGUAGAAAGCAAUUUAUCAAACCAAUUGCACUGCCAUGAAAAUGAUGUAUAAUAAUUUGCCAGCCCAAGCAAGCUAGCUUUAUUUGCAUUGCUUUCUUCUUCUUCUUCUUCAUUUUUUUUUUAAACAUAUUGGGAUUCUCUAGUUGUUUUCUUUGCAGUAUCUAACCCGUUCCUUUGUUUUUUGAGACCUGAAAACCCACACUAUUACAGUAGGUUGUGGAUUUUAAAGUGUAACUUCUGUACUGUUCUGUACACUGAUAAACCUUUGUAAAUAUAUAAAUAGACAUAAAAACACUAUAUGUGACAGCACAUAGAGUAGUUUUCCCACACCAAAGUUAAUUUUUAUGCAUGCUUUAAAAAUAUAUACUGGGAUGGGCAGAAAUUGGAUUCUCCAUACAUUUUUAAAAAGUAACAAGUUUGCACAGUUAGAGUGUUUUUGUAAAUAACUGUAUUUGUAUAACACAGUCAUGUAAUAUACAGAACUAUAAGCAGAGACUUUGCAAAACUAAUAAAGGGCUGCAUGCUUCUUAUUUUUUGUACCUUGUUACUAUAGCUGCGUCCUUGGCAGAGAAUGAGACGGAACUAUUGCCAAGGGAAUGGGGUGGGCGUUAGGGCGUCAUCAGUGCCGUGGAACCAGCUUCAAACCUGUGUUCCGAAAGCUCUGGGGAGACUCACGGUGAGCUCUCGGGAGCUCACUGCGAGUGCGGUGCCUUCCGGCAUGAUCUGCUGACGCUCUUCUCGGAGGCUCGCCACUGUUUGGCUGACGGGAGCAAACCCGGGCACAGAGCCUCCGCCUGCACUUCCAGAGAGGUCCUUUCGACCGGCUUUUUCCUGUUUGAAUUCCAGGAGAAGGAAGCUGAAAUAAAAUGUCAUUAUCACUA